Molecule: messenger RNA, 1107 nt
Organism: Guillardia theta CCMP2712
Lineage: Eukaryota; Cryptophyceae; Pyrenomonadales; Geminigeraceae
Exons: 11
Coding region: 1-1107 (368 amino acids)
Biological process (GO): microtubule-based movement
Cellular component (GO): kinesin complex; microtubule
Molecular function (GO): microtubule motor activity; ATP hydrolysis activity; microtubule binding
Source: RefSeq, a predicted model, not a curated record
AUGUGCUGCCCGGGGACGGGGUUGAGAGAUUUCCAGUUCGACGAAGUCUUCGAUGAGACGAGUCAGCAGAGUCAGGUGUACUCGUCCUGCGCUAGCGAUCUCGUCUCGGAUUUCAUCAACGGGAGGAACGCUUGCAUCUUUGCGUACGGCCAGACGGGGUCGGGCAAGACGCACACGAUCUUCGGACCGGACUUGCACUCGGUGACGAACGUGCGGAGCAUCGAGGAGGAGAACUCAGGGCUGGUACCGAGAGUGAGCAAGGAGAUUCUAUCAGCCGCUGCCAUGAGGAACAGCGGGGAGAUGAGAUGCGAGUUGUUCUUGUCCUACGUGGAGGUGUUUGGCGAUCAGGUCUCCAACUUGCUCAAAGACAACAAGCCGGUUGGGAUGUGGCAUGGGGUUGCGCACAAAGCAAUCUUUAUGGAGGAUUGCUCAGUGAAGGAAAGCUCCUCGUCCUCGUCCUCGAUCUCGAGGGUAAUUUUGGCUGGGCAGGCGAAACGACGCGCAGCCACUGCCAUGAACGAGAGGUCGACGAGGGCUCAUAACCUUAUCUUCUUCCUGUGCAAACAGGUUGUGAAGCAGACCGAUCUAGAGAUCUCCAGUCAUCUUUGCAUUGCUGACCUCGGCGGAUCCGAACAAGUCUUCAACAGCUACGUCGUCAAGGACGAGCGAUUCCAAGAAGCAUGCAACAUCAACCUCGGCCUGCUCGCGCUCAAGACGUGUAUCAGAAGUCUCAUUCAGAACUCGGACGAGCAAUCGACAGAUUCGAGCUACGUUCCUUUCCAGGACUCCCGUCUCACCAUGUUGCUGUCAUCAGCUCUAGGAGGAAAUUGCAGGACAGCGGUGGUCGUUACUGUCAGCCCGGAGAGAAGAAAUGCCGUCGAGACUCUUCAUUCACUUCGCUUUGGAGAAGAAUGCUCUCAAGUAGUCCUGCGCUCUCUUGACAGGUACAGCACCUCCACCACCUCCUCCCCCCUCCUCCCUCCUCCUCUCUCCUCUGCCCUCCUCUCUUCUUUCUCCUCCUCUCGCAUCCUCUCGCCUUUUCUCGUUUCUUUCCUCUUCCCCCUCCCUCCCUCCCUCCCUCCCUCCCUCCCCUGCUCCCUGCCAUGA